GCCCGUUCGUUCAAAAAGUAUGGCGUAUCCAUAGAUCUGGUUUCGUUUGUAUGUUGAUCACAUGAUGUUAGAUCCGAUGGUCAUUUGGGAAUAGAUUUUGUUUUAUUAUGCUGGAAAUGGAAAUUUUCAGGGCGUGUUCUUGCUCCCUUGGAACGGCCUGGAUCUGAUCUUGAAACGUGGCUGGUGAACUGGAGCCUCGACUCAGGCGCUGGCCGGCGACUCGACCGAGAGCGAUCGAGCGGAUUGGAUCUGACACCGCCGGGGCUUUGCUUGCAUUGAACUCCCUCCGGCGAAACCCAAGUCCACCGCGGGAUCGACACGCGAGGCCGGGAUCCCACUGCUGCCUCGCCAGCAGGAGGGGUGACCGGGUGAGGCGGAGAUGCUGAGCGUGACGCGGCUGACGCUGCUGCUGUGCGCGGCGUGGGCGGCGGCGCUGCUCUACGGCGAGGCGGGCACCUACUGGGCCUCCUACCUCGCCUGCUCGUGGCCCUCGUCCUCUUCCUCCUCCUCGCCGCCGAAUAACCAUGUGAAGGUUGCCAUUAUUGCUGAUCCACAGCUCAUGGACAGCACGUCCCUUGGUCUUCCACCAAGCUCAAUUGCUCUCCAAGCAGCUGAGUUUUACACAGAUUUGAACAUGAGAAGGUCCUUCCAGUCGGUCAUACUGCCGUUCAAGCCUGAUGUGGUCUUAUAUCUUGGUGAUCACUUUGAUGGGGGCCCAUACAUGUCCAAUGAAGAGUGGCAGGAGUCAUUGUUUCGAUUUAAGCAUAUAUUCAGCUUGAAUGAACAAAGAAUAAAGCCACAGAUCCCAAUCUACUACCUUUCAGGAAAUCAUGAUAUUGGUUACUCAGCAUUUCACUCAGUUCAUCCUGAGGUGCUCAGUCGGUAUGAAAAAGAAUUUGGAUCAAGAAACUACCAAUUUUCUGCUGGGAAGAUAGACUUUGUUGUUGUUGAUGCUCAAACACUUGAUGCAGGGGCUAAACAAAGCAAAGAAAGAUCCUCCUCUUGGGAGUUCAUUAAAACUCUAUCUCCAGGUAACGCAUCGAACCCAAAGGUUCUACUAACACAUAUUCCACUCUACCGACCUGAUAACACUCCUUGUGGCCCACAUCGUUCUUCACCUGUUAUAAAUCAGAGGAUAUCUUAUGCUGCCUUAGACCAAGGAAUCAUCUACCAGAAUUAUCUAAGUAAAGAGACAUCAGACCUUUUGCUAAGCUUAUUGAAGCCAGUCCUUGUGCUCUCAGGCCAUGACCAUGACCAAUGCACAGUCGUCCACUCCACUCCACUUGGGCCAGUAACAGAGCAUACCCUAGGGACAAUAAGUUGGCAGCAGGGAAAUCUCUAUCCAUCUUUUAUGCUGCUAUCUGCUGGGCUCAAGCUGUCACAAAAUUCAACUGAUGUGAAAAAUGAAGUUAUGACAAAUCUUUGUUUUCUGCCUAAACAAACCCAUAUUUAUAUCUGGUAUAUCUGCCAGUUUGUAGUUACCAUCCUUUUGCUAGCCUUUUGGCCAACAAAUGGUCUUAGCUCUCUUCCUUACAUGAACACACUCAUAAGCUUCAUGAGGUCAGUGGGUGCCGAACUGUUUUCAAGAACCAAAGAAAAAGACGAUGAGGAAGAUGGUGAAUAUGAAAUGGUUUGGGACGCAGAGGGGUCCAUGCACCUCGUUAAGAAGGCAGUGGCGAAGUCCCCCAGUGCUAGCUCAGACUCCAGAACUGUGGGGAGAGGAAGUGUUGUUGCAAGGGCGACAGCGAGAAAGCACCAAUUGGAGCCUGAUUCAUCUGUUCUUGUCGAGAUGAGCUCCGCGAUGACAUCAGAAGAUGGAGGGAAGUUGCUCCGCCCUAGCAAAUCGAAAAUAAGGAAGGUGCUCCAACGGCUGUUCCGCGUCAUUCAGUCGAUUGUUGUCAUUGCUGCAGUGAAUGCCCCUCUGUACAUGAUGCUUCUGUUCAAGGAUUGGAUUGACCGUUGAACAGGAUGUCAGCGGCUUUCUCUUUUAGUAAUUCAAUAGAGUGAUAGCCAUAGGAAGACCUGCACUUACAAAGAUUGGUGAAGCACACAAAUUUUGUUUUUGCUCAAUGCAUCAAAUAAUUUAUAUAUUCAAUAUGGACGAUCA
Molecule: messenger RNA, 2107 nt
Organism: Phragmites australis (common reed)
Lineage: Eukaryota; Viridiplantae; Streptophyta; Magnoliopsida; Poales; Poaceae
Exons: 13
Coding region: 380-1963 (527 amino acids)
Biological process (GO): GPI anchor biosynthetic process
Cellular component (GO): endoplasmic reticulum
Molecular function (GO): hydrolase activity
Source: RefSeq, a predicted model, not a curated record